GCAGUGUCUCGAGGUCAAAGCGCAGGACAUGUUCAAGUCAGUGCAAGAGAUUCGAACAAAUUUACAGUUUCGAUAAAUAUCGAACCUCAGUCGAAAGCAGCAUUUCUCCUGACAUAUGAAGAACUCCUGGAGAGGAAAAUUAACCAAUACGAAUUAGUUUUGAACAUUCAUCCUGGGCAAAUUGUAAAGAAGUUGAGUUUGGAGGUAUUUAUAAAUGAGAGCAGACCACUUACUUUUGUUAGAACGCCAUCACUGAGAUCUGGAAAUGAAAUUAGUAAAAACGAUGGUAAAUUGAAUCCUUCUUCGGAAAUUCAAAUCAUAAAUUCUACCAGUGCCGUUGUUAAAUUCCACCCAGAUGCUGAAGAACAGAGAAGGUUUGCUAAAGAUAUGGGAGUGAAGGAGAAUGAAGGUCUCGCAGGACAAUUUGUUGUUCAAUACGAAGUUGAACGCGAUCCUAGCGGCGGUGAAGUUUUAUUGCAAGAUGGAUAUUUUGUACAUUUUUUCGCACCGGAAGAUCUUGAACCACUUCCCAAACAAGUAGUGUUCGUUUUGGACACAAGCGGAAGUAUGGAUGGACGCAAAAUUGAUCAGUUGAAAGAUGCUAUGAACAGUAUUUUGAGUGAAAUUCGUGAGGGGGAUGUCAUCAAUAUUGUAGAAUUCAACAGCGAUGUUUUCGUUUGGAAUAUUGACACCAGCCUCAGUACUGAAGUUUCGUUCAGCAAUUAUCAAGAACCUUUCGAAGAAUUAUCAAUGAAAACUUUGCCAGCUGCUAUAACCGCAAAUAAUGAAACCUUGAAUAAAGCAAAAAAUGUCAUACGCAAACUGGUAUCAACUGGUGUUACUAAUAUAAUAGGAGGACUUGAGACUGCAUUGCAUUUGGUUAACAUUAAUAAAAAGGCAAAUGAUGGUAAAAAGGAACACCAACCAAUGAUAAUUUUUUUGACAGAUGGUCAACCAAAUGUCGGCAUUUAUUCAACUGAAGAAAUCACAAAAAUUGUUACGCGUUUGAAUUCGCAAAACGAGAAAGUUCCGAUAUUUUCCCUAUCUUUUGGAAAUGGUGCUGAUAAAUCGUUCCUAAGAUCGUUAUCUUCGAAAAAUUCUGGCUUCUCAAGACACAUAUAUGAGGCAUCAGAUGCAUCACUACAAUUACAGGCGUUUUAUAAAGUUAUAUCUUCCCCGCUGUUGUCAAACGUUGUAUUCAAAUAUGAUGAUAAAGUAGAAGAGGUAACUAAAACUCGUCUGCCAAUUUUCUUCAGAGGAUCUGAAUUUGUUGUGGCUGGACGAUAUAACGGGCAUCAUCUUCCGAUUGAAGUAACUGCUCGUGGUUGGAAGGGCCCCAUUACCUUAACCCCCGCAACCUCAAGUCCCGUCACUUCAUUGGAGCGACUAUGGGCUUAUUUGACACUGAAACAAAAAUUAGAAGAAAGAGAAACGGCUGAUGACAAAACUUUACUCACAAAGAAAGCUCUUGAUUUGGCACUAAAAUAUUCAUUUGUGACAGAAGUAAGUUCCCUGGUUGUGGUCAAACCCAAUGACACAAGUGCUGUUGAUACCGAAGACGCAUCAAAUAUACCGAGACCUUAUGAUGACUACGAUUCACCAGUGUUAUCAUUUUCCGGAUCGUCUAAUCUGUAUUCUUUAAGGAGCUUCAGUGCCUCUCCUCAAAGGUCAUUCAUUUCUGGAAGGCGUUACUAUUCAGCUCCAACGUUUGGUUCUUCUGUACAUUCUUUCUCCCGUGCAGAUUCUGGUAUGCAAUUAUCUUUCAUUCAACCUCCACUACAUCCAUCGAAGUUAUCAACAACUGUUCAACCAAUAUUGACAACAACAGUUCCAACAAUAGAGAAACGUUUACCAUGGCUGAUAGGAAUUUUAGAUGCCAAUAAAUCGAUGAAUAUAUCUGGAGGUACUUAUGAACUUGGUGAACAUGCUUCCGUUGCUGCAGGCCUCGAUUGUCCCGAAACACCUUUGAAUGGUACAAUUUCGGGACAAUGUACACUUCUGAAAGAUUGUCAUGAAGUAUUUACUUAUUUGACUGAUUUCCAAACGUUCGAGAAAUAUUUCUGUCCUUUAGAAAGCAAGUAAGUAACAUUUGCAUUAUCGGAA
Messenger RNA from Leptinotarsa decemlineata (Colorado potato beetle), 2103 nucleotides. RefSeq names its product inter-alpha-trypsin inhibitor heavy chain H4. The record is from RefSeq and is a predicted model, not a curated record. NCBI's taxonomy places the organism in Eukaryota, Metazoa, Arthropoda, Insecta, Coleoptera, Chrysomelidae.